AUGCCGGCCCAGUAUCGUCAUAGUCAAAAAAAACCGGGAUGUAAUACCAUUAUCAAGAAAACGAAUGGAACAACUAACAUUAACUUAAACAAGCACUCAAUAACAGGACAGGAAGAACACAAAGCAACAAUGUCCAAGACUACUACCAAGACAGACAGGGUAAGAAUAAAGAGGGAGAGAGUGAACUCAUACAAGAAUGAAUACUUUUGGUUCUCACAGCAUUUCGUUAUAACGAGUAUUCUUAUUAUCCUCAUUGUAUGGUCACUACUACCUCAUCGGACGAUCAUUAUUCUUCAGGAUAUCCUACCUGAUGGGGAAUGGAUCAUAUAUUGCGAAAGUUGGUUACUUAUGGGGAUGUUGUUUACGUACAUCGGGUUGUUUUUAUACGAUGAAGAUGUAUUGACGCCGAGUUUGGAUGAUUUAAUGACGAUUACAGAUGCCAAGGCUAACAUUGUCAUUGAAGAAGAUGUUACAUUAUUUCUGGACAAGUAUGCAUAUAAGGAAUCUAGUGGGAUUCGUGAUUUACCCAUCAUGGAUGUUUGUCGGCUGCUUUACGACAACGAUCCUGUCACAGAUGAAUGA
Molecule: messenger RNA, 582 nt
Organism: Naumovozyma castellii
Lineage: Eukaryota; Fungi; Ascomycota; Saccharomycetes; Saccharomycetales; Saccharomycetaceae
Gene: GPI19
Product: phosphatidylinositol N-acetylglucosaminyltransferase GPI19
Exons: 1
Coding region: 1-582 (193 amino acids)
Source: RefSeq, a predicted model, not a curated record